AUGGAGACUCUUCUGCAGGGGGGAUCGCAGGGGUUCCUCAUGGCAGGGCAAGAUCUUCUCCUGUCUCUUUUGUGCAUGUUUGGCGACUGGUACAACAGCUCUGGACAGGUGGAGCACAUCGGACGGCAGUUUGGAGAGACGAACACCUCUUACUUAAUAGAGCAGUUUGUUCAGGAUUGGCACGUCUUUUUACCUCCUCCUCACAUGAGGGCACUGCAGGUUUGCCCCAUCCUGGGAUUUGUAGCCGUCUUUUUGACCACACCCAUCAUCCUCUUCCGCAUUAUGUCCCGGGCACACCUUCGACAGCAGACACGCUACCUUCUCCUGGCCAACGCAUUGCUUAGCGACCUGAUCUUCGUGGUUUUCUACAUGCUAAUCACUUGUUUAAAUGCAGCCUCCGUACUGAUGUCGGACUUGGCCUGCGGUGCUUUUCUUUUCCUGAUGGGAGUUCUGUACAGUGCUGGUGUCUUCAGUGCCACAGCCAUAGUGGUGGACACUUCUUUGGCUAUCUUAGCACCUCUACGCUAUGCUACACUCUGGCCCACCUCUAGAACCUACGGAGUUAUCGUUGCUACCUGGGUGGUGUCUGUCUUUUUCCCUGCAGCAUCUGUGGCUCUUUUCCUCUGGUACCAUGCGACAGGUCCUUGCACCCAGCUCAUCUGCUCCCUGCCUCUUCUGCUAGUGCUAACAGUUAGCCAUUCACGUCCCCUGCAGGUCUGCAUGUUGCUGACUGUUACAGCCAUCCUGGUCAUCCUACUGCUGGUGGUAGCUGGUUACGUGGCACUGUACUGCCAUAGCAGCAAAUCUGGGGUCUGGAGACGGGAAAGAUCAUCGCGUGCUAAAGGGACCUUUCUUAUUCACUACCUCCACCUCUUCCUGUCAGUCUGUCCCAUCCUUCUACUGGUGAUCGAACUGCUCCUGUACUGCAACAGCACUGGGCUAAACCCUAGUGCUGAUCUCUGGAUCUCUCUGGUGAUGUGCAACGUCCUGCUGGUCCUACCCAAAGGCCUUGCGCCUUUCCUGUAUGGACUCAGGUACAGGGAUCUGCGUGGACCUUUGCUGGACUUCUUUGGACUAAAUAGGCCAAGGGCUAUCACACCUGUAAUGUGAUGGAUUGUGGUGCUCAUUCUGGUUGUCUUAGGACAUGUUUGAAGAGACUAUAUCUUAAGAUGUAAAAUCUCUAUGUCUUAA
Messenger RNA from Astyanax mexicanus (Mexican tetra), 1191 nucleotides. RefSeq names its product probable G-protein coupled receptor 148. Lineage: Eukaryota; Metazoa; Chordata; Actinopteri; Characiformes; Acestrorhamphidae. Gene Ontology annotation, biological process: G protein-coupled receptor signaling pathway. Gene Ontology annotation, cellular component: membrane. Gene Ontology annotation, molecular function: G protein-coupled receptor activity. The record is from RefSeq and is a predicted model, not a curated record. The transcript has a single exon. Bases 1 to 1110 code for a protein of 369 amino acids.